UGGAUGCCAUUUUCCAUCCUUCAGUGAAGGUACCCUAUGGUUGAUGGCUUGCCUUGGACACUUUAUGGCAUUAUGACUAUAACUUUGUAACCAAAUAAACCCCCUUUAUAAAAGGCUCCAUUUCUGGUACUGUGCAAAACGGCAGGAUUAAACUGAAACAGAGUUGUUCAAGACUACAGAACAUUGCAGAAAGAAUUUUAAAAGAACUAAAUAGACAUCCCGUGUUCAUGGGUUGGAGAACCUAAUAUUGUUAAGAUGCCAAUACCACCCAAAAUAAUUUACAGAUUUAUUGCUAUCACAAUAACAAUAAAAUUCCAACCAACUUCUUUGCAUAAUUUUAAAAACCAAUUAUCAAAUUUAUAUGAAAAAGCAAAUGGUUUUGUAUAGCAAAACCUGUUUUGUAAAACAAGAACCAAGUUGGAGGACUCACAUUUCUUGAUUUCAAAUUUUGUUUCCAAGCUACAGCAAUCAAACCAGAAGUUGAUGGUUUGGAAAAUUCUGAGUUUCUCGAUAAUGAGUCUCCAGAGAACAGUGCUCCAUGUGAGGGUUUCACUGAACACAGUACCAGUCAGCCAGUUCAGUGCAAGCUGGGAUUGGAGGUGAAGUUUCUUGGAAGGAGCUAUGGAAAGCCCUACUGUCUGAUGGUUUGUAAACCUGUGUACUACAUGCAAAGUCAACCUGGUUUUUCAAGAUCUAUAUGAACAGAACCACUGUCAUCCUGGAUUAAAAGUGACAGAAAAGGGACAGACUGAAGGAAAAAUACUCAACAUCACUAGCCAUUAAGGGAGUUAAUGACCUACAAAGAUGUAGCUGUAGACUUCACCCAGGAAGAAUGGGCAUUAUUAGACACAACCCAAAGAAAGCUAUUCAGAGAAGUGAUGCUUGAGAACAUAAAUCAUCUGGUUUCACUGGGAUGUCCAGUCUGCAAAUCAGAUGUCCUUUCCCAGAUGAUACAAGGAAAGGAGGUGUGGAGAGAAGGAAUAGGAUUUCUUCAAAACUGGAGUCCAGCCAGGAAAAGUGCCAGUAAAAUGCAAGAAGUAGUAUUGCCGCAACUUACAUACGGAAAGGAAAAUUCUAACGUCAUAUCAUUGCAGAUAUCACACGUUCAAAAGAAUCCCUUUCAAUGCAAUUAUUUGCAAGAAGAUUCCACUCUCAGAUCCACAGUGACUCACCAUGCAUUAUUUCCCAUGAGAAGGAAACCAUAUUUAAGCACACCACUUGGAAAACUCCUUGGUGACCACUCAUGUUUUAAUCAACAUGAGCACAUUCCAACUGAAAGUAAAUCAUAUGAGAGUCAUUGGAGUGUUAAAGACAUUACUAAAAGCUCUGGCCACAGGAAAUCCAAUGGAACUCAAACUGGAGAUAAACUAUAUGAAUGCCUUAUAUGUGGGAAAAGUUGCAGUAGAUUUUUUCAUCUUAAACAACAUGAGAAAACACACACUGCAGAAAAACCCUAUGAAUGUGAUUUAUGUGGGAAAGCCUUCAGUGUAUAUUCUUAUCUUAGGAAACAUGAGAAAAGACACACUGGAGAGAAACCCCAUGAAUGCCAUUUAUGUGGGAAAGCCUUCAGUCAAUACUCUUAUCUUAUGAAACAUGAGAGGAUACACAAUAGAGAGAAACCCCGUGAAAGCCAUCUGUGUGGGAAAACCUUCAGUCAGUAUUAUCUUAGACAUGAAAAAAACCACAGUGGAGAGAAACCUCAUGAAUGCCAUGUAUGUGGGAAGGCCUUCACUAGAUCUUGGAAUCUUAGACAACAUGAGAUAACACACACUGGAGAGAAACCCUAUGAAUGCCAUACAUGUGGGAAAGCCUUCAUGCGUUGUUUUAACCUCAUACGACAUGAGAAAACUCACACUGGAGAGAAACCCUAUGAAUGCCAUACCUGUGGGAAAGCCUUCACUCAUUGCUCUACUCUCAAAUAUCAUGAGAAAACUCACACUGGAGAGAAACCAUAUGAAUGUGAUACAUGUGGAAAAGCCUUCAUUGAAUGCUCUGCUCUCAGAAAACACGAGAGAACUCACACUGGAGAGAAACCCCAUGAAUGUCAUCUGUGUGGAAAAGCUUUCUUUCAGAGUUAUGGUCUUAGGAGACAUGAGAUAAUGCACAGUGGGCAGAAGCCAUAAGAAUGCCAUCCAUAUGGAAAAUCUUAAUUUUUCUAUUCUUUGUCAACAUGAAAUUAUGAAUGUCAUUAGUCUUGGAAAGUGUUCAGUCAAUAUUCUGACCUUAGAUGGAGAGAGAGAACAUAACAUUUUUAGCAUGGAAGGGACUUCACCCAUAGCCUUGUAAUUUAAAAAUAGAGAACUCAUAUACUGAAGAAACACCCUAUAAUCAAUGUGGUAGGGCCUUUAGCCAUUAUACUAUUUUAUUUGAUAAACAGAAAUUCAUAUAGGGGAGAGUCUGCAUGAAUGUCAUCCAAAAAAGUCCUUAGUAGAUGGCCUGAUGAGAAAUUGUAUGAGAACUCAUGAUAUAAAAUAAUGAAAGAAAGCCCUUCCACUCUAAGCAAGGCAGAGAAAUUAACACAUGAGGAAUUCUGUGUAUGCAAUGUUGGAAUGCCUUAAUUUGUAGUUUAUUUAAGGUUAAUGAGUGAACUCCAUAGGAAUGAGACACUAGGUCUGUAAUUACUGUGCACUACUAUCAUUCAGUGAUACCCAAGCCUUGGUGUGCUAAAAACUAAUUAGAAAUAAAUACAAAAAAAUUAAAUAAGAUGAAAAAGUCAUGAAAACAUGAAAUAAGAGAAAAGCCUUUAUUUACAGGAUGAAAUCCCUUGAGGGAUAUCCAGAAAUUUCAUGAUGGAGAAUGUACUCAUUGUAAAAUCUAGGGAAGUCACUUAUUUAGAAUUUGGGGAAGAUAUAUGCAUGUGUUAUUGUAACUCUGAGGUAUAGUGUUGGAGGGGAUUGGGCAAAUUAUAGGAUGUUUGGCGGUGCUGUGAUGGAAGUGGUAUAUGUGUGGGGAUAGGAAUGUGUGAAGCCUGUGAUUUGGGGUAAAUGAAUAUGCUUCUGUGGUUACUUCUAAAGGAUCAAUGGACAGUUUGGGUCGGUAACUAAAUAUCUGCAGAAUAGGAAUAGAUAUGUUUGUUUUUCAUCUUACAAGGAACAACUUCAUCUUGAUAACUACAAUAUCAGUGGGUGAGAGGAUCCUGCAAACAGUAGUUCACUAAGCCAAUCAGAGGUCCAGAUAUUUCCCAUUUCCCCUUACUAGUGGCUCAUUAGGGAAUAUCAGAACCUGCUGAAGCAAUCAUCUCAGUGAAAAAAGAGGUAAUAAAUUUCAAAAUCUACAGGGCCCAAAGGCAAUGCCAUCAUGAUGGUCCAGAUGUGGGAAUACAGUCCUUGACAAUUUUUGUAAAGAUUAUUUUCCAGAGCAUGGGUAUAUGAAAAUUUUGACUAAUUUUAGAAUUUAUAAAUUGCUGAAUUUUACCAGUAAGUUUGGGUACACAAGUAGUAUUUCUCUUCAGCAUAACCUUAUAUUUUUGAAAUACUGAGACAUUGUUUUACCUUAAAUAGAGAACAAGAAAAAUUUAUCUUUCACAACUUCCAUGUUAUAUAGACAUAAUGGUAGAUUUAUAUAGUGUAAUAAGUUAAAGAGUGGAAAGAAAAAAGAACAGGAGAAAAAAUGAAAGUUUUCAUUUGCAGUUGACAUUUGGUUUUAUAGAAACCACUAUUAAAUUUGCAAAAGGAUGUUAGAGACCAUUAAUUUUAGGAGUGUC
Choloepus didactylus (southern two-toed sloth) is the source of this 3703-nucleotide messenger RNA. RefSeq names its product zinc finger protein 596-like. Gene Ontology annotation, molecular function: DNA-binding transcription repressor activity, RNA polymerase II-specific. The transcript is spliced from 5 exons. Bases 792 to 2123 code for a protein of 443 amino acids. The record is from RefSeq and is a predicted model, not a curated record. NCBI's taxonomy places the organism in Eukaryota, Metazoa, Chordata, Mammalia, Pilosa, Megalonychidae. Gene Ontology annotation, biological process: negative regulation of transcription by RNA polymerase II.